AUGGUGCUCCGGGUUCUUGGCCACGCUGAUCGCGCUCUGGUUGUCCAUGUGCAGCACAGUGGGACCGGCCAAGGUGUACCCGAGCUCAGAGAGCAGGUUCCGCAUCCAGACAGCCUCCCUGCCCGCGUCUACAGCCGCAAUGUACUCCGCUUCAGUCACGUUGCCGGCCGCGUCAAGGCCGGCAUGAGCCUCAUCAAGGAGCGCAUGCCCUCCGGCUUCACUAUGGACGACCUGGACAACGAGUUGGUCGUCAUGGGCAUCAUCCGCGCGCUGUCUGGCGACGAGACGUGCUGCACCCUUGUCACUGCGCUCAUGAACUCGUCAGACCUCUCCAAGGUGGCGGACCUCGAGGACAAGCUCGUCACUGAGGACAACCAGCGCGCGCACAACCCCAAGCUCUACGGCCUUGAGGAGGGACCCGAGGGCGUUCUCCUCGCGGCAGGAACACUCGCGCAGCGCGCCAACGCGGCUCAAGCAGCGCAACCGGCGUCUUCUGGCAAGAACAAGCGCUCCAAGGGCGGUAAUACCGCCUCUGGGGGCGCAUCCGGCUCUGGCAACGGCUCUUCUGGCUCCAGCUUACUCGCAUCUUGCAUGUACCUCAGUUAUGUGCCAACCUGCUGUCUGUGCUAUAUCUAUCGCUGA
Messenger RNA from Peniophora sp. CBMAI 1063, 642 nucleotides. Lineage: Eukaryota; Fungi; Basidiomycota; Agaricomycetes; Russulales; Peniophoraceae. The record is from the annotation of a GenBank genome assembly.